AUGUCAAAGCGAAAGUCGGAAGACGCCGCCGCGAGCGCCAAAGCAAAGGCGCCGCGGUUUCUGACUCCAGAGACAGUCGAGGACUCGGACAGUGACAAUGAAGGCGAUGGCUCGCGCACAAUGAGCUUUGCCGCACCGUCAGGGUAUGCACACAACCCCAGCAUUGCCGGAACCAUCAAGGGCAACUUUAACGUGUCUGGCGACAAGGAGCUGUGGCUUAUUCGCGUCCCUCGCACUUUUAAAGCAAAAAACCUCGACGGUGCUUCCAUCAAGCUCCGAGACGACACAAUCUUCACUGGCGCAGAAACCAAGGAGCGGUUUCAGGUUUCCAGCGUGAACAAAAACCAUCUUGUUGCCCUGACGCGCAACCCAAACCACCCUGCCAUGAAGGAAUUCUCGAAUCUGAUUGCAGUCACGUCUACCGACGGCAAGCUUGGAUUUGGUGGCCACUUUGAGGAAGAGAUUGUUAUUUCGGCCGCGCUCGAUGCACUGCCGGCCGCAGCACCGGCCAUGUACAAGCCGCGCGUGGUAAAACAGCUGCCUGGUCUUCGCCAACGAAUUACCGCCUUUGGCGCAGGGUUUGCGGCUCCUGAGGACGCGGCAACUGCUGCGAACGACGAUGCAGCAGCCGACGAGGCCGAGAGCACACCCGUGGCCAUGGACACAACGUCCAAGAAGGACAAGAAGGACAAGAAGGACAAGAAGGACAAGAAAGACAAGAAGGACAAGAAGGACAAUAGUGCGCGCAUCUCUGUCGCUUUGUGCAAUCCGCCGCCGCCGCCGCUGAUGCUGCUUCGUCCGACUCUGACUGCUGCUGCUCCAGUCGCAGUCGCGUGGCGCACUCACCAUCGUCACAGUCACAGUCACUCUGACAGUCACAGUCGCCGGCUGCACUCAUCUGCUGCUCCAUUCUCAUCACUACUGAGCUCGUCGUCGUCGUCGUCAUCGUCAUUGCUGGGCGGCCGUCGACUCCGCUCUGAAGCUGAAGCCGCUCCGUCUGUCUCAAGCAGCAGAUGGCCGCAAUGCACUUCCAGCAAGACCACCACUCCAAGGCUCAGCAUCAUCGGCUUCAUCAAGCAUGCAGAGUGA
Molecule: messenger RNA, 1089 nt
Organism: Capsaspora owczarzaki ATCC 30864
Lineage: Eukaryota; Filasterea; Ministeriida; Capsasporidae
Exons: 8
Coding region: 1-1089 (362 amino acids)
Biological process (GO): transcription by RNA polymerase I
Source: RefSeq, a predicted model, not a curated record